Messenger RNA from Xiphophorus hellerii (green swordtail), 2725 nucleotides. RefSeq names its product macrophage stimulating 1 (gene mst1). The record is from RefSeq and is a predicted model, not a curated record. NCBI's taxonomy places the organism in Eukaryota, Metazoa, Chordata, Actinopteri, Cyprinodontiformes, Poeciliidae. Bases 229 to 2358 code for a protein of 709 amino acids. Gene Ontology annotation, molecular function: receptor tyrosine kinase binding; serine-type endopeptidase activity. The transcript has 18 exons. Gene Ontology annotation, biological process: regulation of receptor signaling pathway via JAK-STAT; proteolysis.
UGGUUAGCAGCUUAGUGCUCUGCUGUGGGCUGUUGGAUUUCUGCUUUCUGACUUUCUGUGAGGAUUUUUGACAAUUUAAUGAACCUUUAAGGGUUUUUAUUGUUUUUAAAAUUAUUUGAGGUGGGCUUGUAGUCAGAAGUGCAAAAUUCAGACUCACCUCAUUGUAAUUAAAUCAGAGUUGAUUAUAGUAUCAUUACAAAAGAGGUCUAUCUUCCUUAGAAGCAAACAAUGAAGCUGUUUUUGCUCUGUAUUCUCCUGACUACUGGAUUGAGUACCGCGCUCCGCAGUUCUCUCAACGACUACCAGCGCUCCGAGGGCCGGGAGCUCGUUCCGACCGCCUGGAACGCAGCUCGGAUGCAGAUGUUGCCCGGUUUGAACUUGGAGGAGUGCGCAAGCCGCUGCUCACAAUCUCAGGACUGCAGAGCUUUCAACUACGAGAUUCGUCCGAUUGGCACCUGUAAACAUCUGCCCUGGGUUGCCGACGGAAGCAACGCAGAAGUAAAGAGAAACGUCAACUGUGAUCUUUACGAGAAGAAAGUUUAUGUAAGGAAGUGCAUUGUAGGUAAAGGGGAAGACUACCGGGGGAAAGUUUUCACCACAAAAAGUGGACUCACCUGCCAGCAGUGGUGGUCAAAGUUUCCUCACGAUCACAGAUGGACUCCUUCGCCUACCAACGGUCUGGAGCUGAACUACUGCAGGAACCCGGACGGGGAUCGAAUCGGUCCGUGGUGCUACACCACCGACCCCGAGCGACGCUACGAAAGCUGCAACAUCCCACAGUGCAAAGACGAGGUGUGUAUCACCUGCAACGGAGAAGACUACCGAGGCCAGGUGGAUCACACUGAGAGCGGCAAAGAGUGUCAGAGAUGGGAUCAGCAAUUCCCUCAUCAACACAUCUACCAGCCUGAAAAGUACCCUGACAAGAGCUUAGAUGAUAAUUACUGCCGUAACCCGGACGCCUCUCCGGUGCCGUGGUGUUACACCACCGACACUGAAACAGAGAGAGAGAGCUGCGACAUCAGCAAAUGCACUGAAGUCCUUGUGGAGAAGAGGCAGCGCUCCAGCUUCACCACCAACUGCUUCAGAGGCCGAGGCGAAGACUAUCGUGGCAAAGUCAAUGAGACGGCGUCUGGCAUCCCCUGUCAGCGAUGGGACGUCCAGGUUCCUCAUCGGCAUCCCUUCAUCCCAAACAUCUAUGAGUGCAAGGGUCUAGAGGAAAACUACUGCCGUAACCCAGACGGUUCUGAGGCUCCCUGGUGUUUUACCUCAGUGCCAGAGAUGAGGACUGUUCUCUGCCUGCAGAUCAAACGCUGCGCUGAUGACAUAGAGGCCGAGGACUGCUACCAGGAAAAUGGAAAAAACUACAGAGGUGUCGUCCGCAAAACUCGCAAAGGCAUCACCUGUCAGAAAUGGAACGUGAACACACCUCAUCAGACCAGAAUAAACCCACGGACGCACCCGGACGCCAACCUGACGGAGAACUACUGUCGUAACCCAGACGGGGACCAACACGGGCCCUGGUGCUACACCACUGACCCCAAAACUGAGUUUGACUACUGCGCCAUUAAACAGUGUGCUGGAGAGAAAGUGCCACUGACAGAAACUGUAGAGACGGUGGAGUUCAGCGAGUGCGGGAAGAGAGACGACCGUCCCCAGCCGACCAGGUUGCGUAUCGUGAAUGGAAUCCCUGGGAACUCGCCGUGGACUGUGAGCCUCAGAGACAGGAAAGGAAACCACUUCUGUGGAGGAUCUCUGGUGAAUCCCAGAUGGGUGAUCAGCACAAAGCAGUGCUUCUCCUCCUGCUAUGUGGACCUUCCUGGGUACUCCGCCAUGAUGGGAACUCUUUUCCGUGACCCGCAGGAAGGAGAGCCUGGCAUGCAAACCAUUCCUCUCACCAAGAUUGUGUGUGGACCCUCUGAGUCUCAGCUGGUCAUGCUGCAGCUGGAGUAUCCGGCCCAGUUCAACGAGCGUGUCUCUCAGAUUUGCCUCCCUCCUGAGCGCUACAUAGUGCCCGAGCACACAAAGUGUGAAAUAGCUGGAUGGGGUGAGACGAGAGGGACGGGAGAUGAGACUGUCCUCAAUGUUGCACACGUGCCAGUUAUCAGCAACACUGAAUGCAACAGAUACUUCAGAGGUCGCAUUCGAGAAAAUGAGAUGUGCACAAACUCUUUUCAGGCUGGAGUUGGUGCCUGUGAGAAAGACUAUGGCGGCCCUCUGGCGUGUCAGAACGCCGACUGCUGGGUGCUGGAGGGCGUGAUCAUCCCCAUGAGGCGCUGCGGACACCCGGGACAGCCCAACAUUUUCAUUCGCGUGUCUGUGUACGUAGACUGGAUCAAGAAGGUCAUGGAGAUGGCUUAGCCAAUCUAGGAACUGAGCAAAUGCUUCAACAUUCGCAAGAGAUGGACAUUUUUAUUUUGUUAGAAGUUAAAACUUGUGCUAAUCAAACUGUACAAUUGGGAUUUAUGUCCAAUGUUAUGUAGCUAUGAUGCCACAGUGUUACCAGAAAGGGCUCUUACUGUAAACAUUAACACAGUGUAAUUUGUUGUUUUGUAUCUGCUCUAAGUUCUUUUAUUGCACUGAAACUUGGAGCUAAUUCAUUCUGAAAAUGUUGGUGUUUGCUAACAUUUUUUGCUAUGCUUUACAUUAUGGACUCCUUACAUUUUAAAGGGCCAGUAUUUUCAAGACAUAUAGUGGCGUGUGAUAGCACAAUAAAGUAACUACGUUA